UGAAACAAUAGAUAUCCAACGCCCCAUCUCAAGAGAUAAACCAAUGACAUAUGCGACCCGAAUUUACAAAGCCACUUUGCCAUCGGAGUUGAUUAACCUGGUAGAGAGAGGAGCAAACAUUGACUAGGACUCAUAAUUUAAGGUAGGCUUCGAACUUAUCAGCCAUCUCAGUUAGCAUCGUUUUAUUCAGCAACAAACAUCCUAUUAAGACGCAAGAGGUCCCAUUUCGUCGAGGAUAACUCAGCAGCUUGGAAGAGGGAGAACCGUAGUCUGGCGUAAGGAGUCACACCAGAAUAACUCGUGAGCCAUUGUCGGGGGAAUAGCCGGAGGAAUUCCGGAGGGCAGCAGCCGCAACACGGCCGGGGAGUGAAGAGACUUGCGAAAGUGAAGGAGGGCCAAGGGUGCGAGAGCCGUAGUCGGCAACCCGAGCGCUCCUAGGCGUCGUCGUCGUCGUCGUCGUCGUCGUCGUCGUCGUCCCCGUCUAGGUGGACUUUAUUAUCAAGCCAGUCACCGUGAAGUUUGGAGGUUGACGCCUUCAAACGAGUCAGGCAGAAAUCAUUCGGUCGAAGGCGAAGCGAAAGUCGGCGGACGCAGAGCAGCCGGGCAGUUGCAGGAAGCAGCACUGCAACGAGCAAGGCCUCGCCGUUGAGGUCGCGGUCGCGACAACGUCGCGCAGGACCCCGAUGAAAAUGCUUCAGUCCCUGAACUCGCUGGCGAACAAAAUCUCGCCAGGCUCACCGACCGAUGGCAAUGCCAAUAAGGUGCAUAUGCACAACAACAACAACAGCGACAACAACAAGAAUGUCUCGCAUCAUCCGCAUCCCUACUCCAAGAAGCCGAUCCAACAGCUUGCGGCGACUGCGGCCAAGUCCAGCAAUGGCGACCAGAAAGAGAAUACUAUUAUGAACAACAAUAGCGUGGAGAAGCCAGAUCCUGAUAAUAUUAAGAUGUUUGUUGGCCAGGUACCUAAAGAUAUGGACGAGAACGAUCUUCGAACUAUCUUCGAGGAGUUCGGUCGCGUUCACCAAAUCAAUGUACUACGUGAUAAGUACACAGGCAGCAGUAAAGGAUGCUGCUUCGUUACGUUUUACACGAGAAAGGCUGCCCUCGCCGCCCAGAAUGCCCUGCACAACAUCAAGAUUUUCCACGGGAAACUUCAUCCAAUCCAAAUGAAACCUGCCGACAGUGAAAAUCGAAGUCAUCGCAAACUCUUCGUGGGCAUGCUCUCGAAGAAGUUCACGGAGAACGACGUGCGGAACAUGUUCGACGUUUAUGGGGAAAUCGAGGAGUGCUCGGUGCUCCGGGAAAACGGGCAGAGCAAAGGCUGCGCCUUUGUCACCUUCGCCAGCAAGCAGUCGGCCCUUCUCGCUAUCAAGGCCCUUCACCACUCCCAAACGAUGGAGGGAUGCUCGUCACCCUUGGUCGUCAAGUUCGCGGAUACGCAGAAGGAUAAAGAUCAGAAGAGGCUGCAACAGAUGCAGGCAAAUCUUUGGAAUAUCGCUGGGGUUAACAUGACUCCGCAUUAUCUCACAACGAACGAGACGCCACCGGCGAUCGCUCCAGCGGCGACGUCCCUCCAGCUCCUCCAGCAGCUCCAAGCAACCUCGGGCGCUGCGACGCCCGUCGCCGCCAACCCCGCACCGACCGCCCUCACGAGCGUCCAGCACCAGCUGCUGUUACAGCAGCAUCUCGGGCUCAGCGCCGUGGCCCCGACGCCGACGCAAGCCGCGGCCGUACCCACGGCCCCCGAGAUCAACCCCGCGAAUCUCCAGGGACUCGCGACCCUCGCCUCCCUCAGCAGCACCACCGGUGAGUAUGCAAAUGCGGGUGUAUCGCCUAUAAGUAUGCAGAACCUCGUCACGCUCGCAGCCAUGACGGGUGGAACUAAUAAUCUUCAAGUAUCUCCAAACACGCUAAGCGGAUUGGCCAACUCGACAGCAGGUAUGUCACUAUGGUCGACCGGCGGCAGCUUGAGUCCCGUUACAUCAUUGGCGCUCAACUCCUUGACGGGGGCGCCCUUGAGCGGACUUCAAGAAUCACUUAGUAACGCAUACUCGAGCUUGCAGCAAUAUGCAGGAUUUCCGGCUUUUUCGACAACGGCAACCACGGCACCAGUACAAACUACGCCGACCUUUAAUGAUUUUCGAUUACUAUCGAAGCAAAUCGAGGGUCCUGAGGGUAGUAACCUCUUUAUUUACCAUCUGCCGCACACCUACACGGAUACAGAUCUUGUUACUAUGUUCAUGCCCUUCGGCAACGUUCUCUCGGCCAAGGUUUUUAUCGACAAAGAGACGAAAAAGAGCAAAUGCUUUGGUUUUGUAUCAUAUGACAAGUCAUCAAGUGCUCAGAAGGCGAUUCAAAUGAUGCACGGCUUCCAAAUUGGCACGAAGCGAUUGAAAGUUCAACUAAAGAAAUCGAAGGAUGCAUCCAAGCCUUACUAGCCCAACAUCGAUGAUUUCCCCAAUUCAGGUGGCCUGUGACGUUGUGACCGUGUACACUCUCGACCGGAGUCGCCGUGCCAUGUCUGUCUCUCAGUCGAUCGGUUCAGUCACGAUCCGAUCCUUGAUAUCUUCACUCUCGGAAUUCAUACAGACUCCUUUUCUCUCUUUACAUUCAAUUUUCACACCUUACCCCAUUUCUUAUUUCAAACUUACUC
Ceratosolen solmsi marchali is the source of this 2656-nucleotide messenger RNA. Its product is annotated as CUGBP Elav-like family member 1. The coding region runs from base 684 to 2441 and encodes 585 amino acids. The transcript has 15 exons. Gene Ontology annotation, molecular function: RNA binding. Gene Ontology annotation, cellular component: ribonucleoprotein complex. The record is from RefSeq and is a predicted model, not a curated record. NCBI's taxonomy places the organism in Eukaryota, Metazoa, Arthropoda, Insecta, Hymenoptera, Agaonidae.